Triticum turgidum subsp. durum (durum wheat) is the source of this 483-nucleotide messenger RNA. Lineage: Eukaryota; Viridiplantae; Streptophyta; Magnoliopsida; Poales; Poaceae. The record is from the annotation of a GenBank genome assembly.
AUGCUCGAAGCACUUGGUUGUGUCUUCCCGGAGUUGCUGGCCCGCAAUGGUGUGAAGUUCGUUGAGGCCAUUUGGUUUAAGGCCGGCUCCCAGAUCUUUAGGGAGGGUGGUCUUGACUAUCUUGGUAACCCCAGCCUCGUCCACGCGCAAAGCAUCCUAGCUAUUUGGGCAUGCCAGGUUGUGCUCAUGGGUGCCGUUGAGGGGUACCGCAUGGCCGGCGGCCCGCUUGGCGAGAUCGUCGAUCCACUAUACCCGGGCGGCAGCUUCGACCCUCUUGGCCUAGCUGACGACCCUGAGGCAUUUUCCGAGCUCAAGGUGAAGGAGAUCAAGAAUGGUCGUCUUGCCAUGUUCUCAAUGUUUGGCUUCUUUGUCCAAGCUAUAGUCACGGGCAAGGGCCCUCUUGAGAACCUUGCUGACCACAUCGCCGACCCUGUCGACAACAAUGCAUGGGCAGUCGCCACCAACUUUGUCCCCGGCAAGUAA